Uncinocarpus reesii 1704 is the source of this 2661-nucleotide messenger RNA. RefSeq lists its product as uncharacterized. Gene Ontology annotation, molecular function: chromatin binding; protein binding. Gene Ontology annotation, cellular component: RSC-type complex. The transcript has 5 exons. Gene Ontology annotation, biological process: chromatin remodeling. Bases 1 to 2661 code for a protein of 886 amino acids. The record is from RefSeq and is a predicted model, not a curated record. Lineage: Eukaryota; Fungi; Ascomycota; Eurotiomycetes; Onygenales; Onygenaceae.
AUGUACGACGUCGUCCUCUCCAUCUACGAGUACCGUGAAUCCGAGUAUGCGCAGUCCCGCGUUCCCGAUUUCUUUGGCCACGAUCCGUCGAGGCUGUUCCACCGUAGCGUCAACAAGCGAAACGUCCCUGAUUAUUACGAUGUCAUCAAGGAGCCCAUGGCGCUCAGCAUCUUGAAACAGAAGAUCCGAAGUCGAUCGUACAAGACGUUUGCGGAAUUCGUCAGGGAUUGCGCUUUGGCAACUUUCUCUGCCGGACAGAUCUCGCACAAUGCUCAGACAUACAAUCGACCGAGGUCGCAGGCAUAUGAAGAUGCCCUCGUGAUAAAGGACGUGUUUGUUUCCGAGUUCCAAAAACUUGCUGAUCAAGGAGUGAUUUCCGCGGACACUGCAGAGCUGCCGGAUUUAGGCGAGAUUCCCGACGCAGACCCGCUCCCAGUUGAGGAAGAAGAAGAUGAAGAAGAGGAUGACGAGGAUGACGAAGAUGCUGAUGACUCCGAAGAAGAGGGGAGUCGUCGUAGACGCAAGCGGCUUCGGCGCGGAAGCUCGUCGAAACGGGGAGGCAACAAGGACGACCUACGCAAGAGCACAGAUCCAGCCACACGCAAAAAGAGAGGCCGUCCUCCUCGAGUUGAUACCCCCAUGGAAGCAAGAAUAAAAGCCGUACUCAAGGGAAUUCGGAAGCCUAGAGAUGAGGGAGGCUUGAAGAUUCGCCAUUUCGAAAAGUUGCCCGAUAAGGCUGUGUACCCCGAUUACUAUACCGAGAUCAGCGAACCCAUGGCCGUGGACCUUAUUAAACGGAAAUCUAAAAGAAAGAAGUACAACUCGGUUGACCACUUCAUGAGAGACAUUGAUCUCAUGUUCAACAAUGCCAAGUCUUAUAAUCAGCCAGACAGCCAACUAUACCACGAUGCUGACGAUCUGCAAGCCGAAGCUCAUCGACUGGCCGAGCAAGAAAAGAAGAAGCCGGAUAGCGAAUAUCUCAUGGAGGAUGGACGGCUUCCGCUUCCUAACGGGAUCUCAUACAAAAACGAGAUUUGGAGAGUCGGUGACUGGGUCCAUAUUCAAAAUCCCAAUGAUGACAACAAGCCUAUUAUUGCCCAGAUUUAUCGCACCUGGCAGGAUGCAGAUGACCAAAAAUGGGUAAAUGCUUGUUGGUAUUAUCGACCAGAACAGACCGUUCACCAUGUUGAGAAGCACUUCUUGCCCAAUGAAGUCAUGAAGACUGGCCAGUACCGAGACCACCGCAUCGAAGAAGUCGUGGAUAGGUGCUUUGUGAUGUUCUUUACGCGUUACAACCGCGGCCGACCACGAGGAUUUCCACCGGAGAAACAAGUUUAUGUAUGCGAGGCUCGCUAUAAUGAGGAAAAGCACAAGUUGAACAAAAUUAAGACUUGGGCCAGCUGUCUCCCCGACGAAGUGAGGGAGAAAGACUAUGAAAUGGACUUGUUUGACGGACCAAGAAAGAUUAGGAAAAUCCCUAGCCCGAUCAAACAUCUCUUGCCGGCGGAUGCCAAAGAGACAGACGAUUUGCCCAAACCAACUUGGGGCGCUGAAAACGCGCCGCCGAUUAUUGGAGCUGUCCAUUGCCGACCCCGUGAUGAAAAUGAAUCUCCUCCCCCUGAGCCGACUCCUCCACCUCCACCGCAGCCAGUAAUUCAACGACAGCAAAGUUUACCAUCCAGACCAAUGUCUGCGAAUCAGCCAUCCCCUCACACAAAUCUUGACGCGAGACGCGAUCCUCGGCUAGGCUCUACCAAUUUCGCACCAGUGCCAUCGCCAUCACCACUUCAAGCCCCUCACAUACAGCCUGCGACGCAAACGCCGAUCAUGCCUUCAAGAGCCAGGCAACCUUUCCAGGCUCAGACUCCUGUUGCGCCGUUAUUCCAGCAGGCGCCGCCUGCCCAGGCGCCGCCUGCCCAGGCCCCGCAAGUUCCCCUUGGGCAACCCGCAUACCCGCAACCUCCGCAUCAACCUUACCCUAUGCCGCAGAAUUACCCGGCGUAUAUGACAAGCCGCCCUCAACAGAGCCCAAUGCCGAUUCCUCUUGCUCCCAAUCCAAACGCGCCAAAGCCUCCUGAGUUUAUCACUUUAUCCGAGGAGAAGAACAAUGCAAUCCCUCCAGAAAUACGGUCACAGCUUCAGUGCGAUGACAAGGGACGAGUACUUUUCUGGAGCACCCCGCCACUUAAUAUAGUAGAAGACCAGCCAGCUACCCUCCAACACACCCCCGAGUACCUCGCCGCGAGGGCAAGGCGUCAAAAGGUCAUUGAUCGGGUACGCAAGGAGAUCCUUGACAAGCAAAAGGCCCGCGCCGAAGCGGAAAGUCACCAACCUGCAACGGAAGAAGCAAAAGGGGUGGCUCAAGAAGCGGACCGAGAAAUCAAAAAUGAAGAUACGCAGCCUGCCAAGCCAGUGGAAACUUUUUCUGGAGAAAUCGAAAGGGAGUACUACCAGCGACAGGAAAGGCAGAUUGAGAUUGCCAAGGCUUUUGUUGCAGGCCGUACCAAAAGCAAAGAGGAGGCCGAGGCCGUACUUUCAAACGUGAGCAAACAUGCAAAGGGGGGCAUGUUCGACACGAAGACCCUUCCUCGACGCCAAAGACACUUUCCUGUGAAAGACCAUUGGUCUUACCUGACGGAGCCCUCCAAAAAGAGGACUUGA